Molecule: messenger RNA, 5472 nt
Organism: Uloborus diversus
Lineage: Eukaryota; Metazoa; Arthropoda; Arachnida; Araneae; Uloboridae
Product: zonadhesin-like
Exons: 32
Coding region: 108-5348 (1746 amino acids)
Source: RefSeq, a predicted model, not a curated record
GCUUGUCCGCCGACUUGCGAGAACAAGGGAAAGUCGGUUCGCUGCACCAGACAAUGCGUGGCCGGGUGCUUCUGUAAGAAUGGUCUCGUGAAGGACAGCAAUGGGAAAUGUGUGAAAACUCUACGAUUGUAAGAAAGCCGGAAAGAAGCCUCCUGGUCAUCACCCACCAACGCACCGCCCCCCACAUUGCGACAGGCUCAAGUGUGGAAAGGGCUGUCACAUCGACUACAGCACCAAACCAUGCCCCAUUUGCAAGUGUAAAGGUGGUACAGGUUCCUGUGGAAAAGACGAAAUGUACCAGCAGUGUGGCUCAGCUUGCCCACCCACAUGCAAGAGCCAAGGAAAACCUGCGAGGUGCACCAAGCAGUGCGUGGCUGGAUGUUUCUGCAAGGGGAAGAUGGUCCGAAACGAGCAGGGAAGGUGCGUCAAUCCGAGAGACUGCAAAAAAGGUAACAACUGUCCUGCUAUUGAUUGUGCUGAAGGCUGCUGGCUGGAUGAAAGUGCGAAACCUUGUCCUCGCUGCGUAUGCGACGACGAUGGAGAAGGUGGACAAAACCCCCCUACAGGUCAACCUCCGGUGCAAUGUUCACCACCCAAGUGCUCUAAGGGUUGCAAGAUCGACUAUUCCACAAAGCCAUGUCCAAGUUGCAAAUAUCACAAUUCACCAGGUUCCUGUGGAAAGGAUGAAGUGUUCCAGCAAUGCGGCUCAGCUUGCCCACCCACAUGCAAGAACCAAGGAAAACCCGCGAGGUGCACCAUGCAGUGCGUGGCUGGAUGUUUCUGCAAGGGGAAGAUGGUCCGAAACGAGCAGGGAAGGUGCGUCAAUCCGAGAGACUGCAAAAAAAGGAAACAACUGUCCUGCGAUUGAUUGUGCUGAAGGCUGCUGGCUGGAUGAAAGUGCGAAACCUUGUCCUCGCUGCGUAUGCGACGACGAUGAAGAAGGUGGACAGAAUCCUCCUACAGGUCAACCACCGGUACAAUGUUCACCACCCAAGUGCUCCAAGGGUUGCAAGAUCGACUAUUCCACAAAACCAUGUCCAAGUUGCAAAUGUCACAAUUCAAUAGGACAAAAAUGUGGAAAGAACGAAAAAUACAGCACCUGCGUGAACCCUUGCAACGGAUGCGACAUCAGGGGCAAGUGCAAUUUCCUGGUUUGCAACAAAGGCUGCGACUGCAUCAAAAACUAUCACCGAGAUUCCAAGGGCAAAUGCAUUCCUGUGUCAAAGUGUCCUCCGAAAGGUGGAGAGAAUCCUCCAACUGGUCAACCCCCGGUGCAGUGUGAUCCACCCAAGUGCCCCAAAGAUUGCAAGAUCGACUAUUCUACAAAACCGUGUCCAAGUUGCAAAUGUCAAAAUUCACCAGGCAAAUGCGGCAAAAAUGAAGAAUAUUCAGAUUGCGGCACUCACUGUCCCUUGACCUGCAAGGAGCCGGAGCCCAGACCUUGUAACAGGAAAUGUGCCAGGGGUUGCUUCUGCAAGAAGGGAUACGUCAGAGCAGACGAUGGAACUUGCGUCAAGCCCGAAAACUGUCCAAAAGAACAGAACAAUUGUGGCAAAGAUGAGCAGUACUACCAAUGUACCCCCAGCUGCAAAAAUACUUGCAAGCAUUAUCACAAUCCCGGAAUUAGAUGCGCAUGUGGUCCUCCUGGAUGCUUCUGCAAGGAGGGACUAGUGAAGAGAGAAAAAGACGGGAAAUGCAUCAAACCCGGCAAGUGCCCAGGUCAACCAGGAAGCAAUUGUCCUCAGAUUCGGUGCAAGUCAGGCUGCCGACUGGACGAAGACCACAAACCGUGUCCUCGGUGCGUAUGCGACGACGAUAAUGGAGGAAGCAAUUGUCCUCAGAUUCGGUGCAAGUCCGGCUGCCGACUGGACGAAGACCACAAACCGUGUCCUCGUUGCGUGUGCGACGACGAUAAUGGAGGAAGCAAUUGUCCUCAGAUUCGGUGCAAGUCCGGCUGCCGACUGGACGAAGACCACAAACCAUGUCCUCGUUGCGUGUGUGACGACGAUGAUGGAGGGCAAAAUUGUCCUCAGAUUCGGUGCAGGUCUGGCUGUCGACUGGACGAAGACCACGAACCAUGUCCUCGUUGCGUGUGCGACGACGAUGAUGGAGGCGGGAAUAAUCCUCCUGCAGAUAGACCACCGGUACAAUGUUCCCCACCCAAGUGCCCUAGGGAUUGUAGGAUCGACUAUUCUACAAAACCUUGUCCAAGUUGUAAAUGCAACAACUCUCCAGGAGAGAAGUGCGGCAAGAACGAGCGAUACAGCGACUGCGUGAUUCCUUGCAACGACUGCGAGACCAGAGGAAAAUGCAACUUCUUGGUGUGCAACAAGGGUUGCGACUGCAAGAAAGGCUUCUACAGAGACGAGAACCAGAGGUGCAUUCCUGCGUCAAAAUGUCCCGCAGACGGCGGCACUUACCCGACCCGGAAACCCGAAUGCCCCAAAUACAAGUGCAGAGCUGGCUGCCAUUUGGACGACUCGAAGCCGUGUCCCAAAUGCGCCUGUCCCGAUGAUGGAGAGAAGUGCGGCAAGAACGAGCGCUACAGCGACUGCGUGAUUCCUUGCAAUGAUUGCGAGACUAGAGGAAAGUGCAACUUCUUGGUGUGCAACAAGGGUUGCGACUGCAAAGAAGGUUUCUACAGGGACGAGAACCAGAGGUGCAUUCCUGCGUCACAAUGUCCCGCAGACGGCGGCACUUACCCGACCCGGAAACCCGAAUGCCCCAAAUACAAGUGCAGAGCUGGCUGCCAUUUGGACGACUCGAAGCCGUGUCCCAAAUGCGCCUGUCCCGAUGAUGGAGAGAAGUGCGGCAAGAACGAGCGCUACAGCGACUGCGUGAUUCCUUGCAAUGAUUGCGAGACUAGAGGAAAGUGCAACUUCUUGGUGUGCAACAAGGGUUGCGACUGCAAAGAAGGUUUCUACAGGGACGAGAACCAGAGGUGCAUUCCUGCGUCACAAUGUCCCGCAGACGGCGGCACCUACCCGACCCGAAAACCCGAAUGCCCCAAAUACAAGUGCAAAGCUGGUUGCCAUUUGGACGACUCGAAGCCAUGUCCCAAAUGCGCCUGUCCCGAUGAUGGUUGCAAACCAGAUGAACAGUACUAUAACUGCAUUCCUAACUGCAAGAACCGUUGCCACCCACGGAAAGUCUGUCCAAGGAUUUGCAUUCGUGGAUGCUAUUGUAAAGAAGGUCUGGUACAGAAUGACGAUGGCAAAUGCGUGAGGCCAGAAGAAUGCAGCUCCUCUCCUCCUAUCCAUGAACCUUCGCCUACUUACGGGCCCCCUCCUACUUAUGGACCUCCCCCAACAGACGAGCCCGAGCCUACAGCCACGAUCGAGCCUCCUCCAGACAACUGCAAGCCCGAUGAACAGUACUACGGUUGCAUACCCACCUGCAACAAUACUUGCGAGAACUACAACAGGUUCACUGCUUGUCCACUUUACUGCAUAAGCGGAUGCUAUUGCAGGGAGGGACUGGUGAAGAGGAAGGAUGGCCGGUGCGUCAGUCCAGACGAGUGCGAUCAAACAGAUAAAUGUGGCAAAAAUGAAGAAUAUUCAGACUGCGGCACUCACUGUCCGCCGACGUGCAAGGAGCCGGAACCCAGACCUUGCAACAAGAAAUGCGCCAGGGGUUGCUUCUGCAAGAAGGGAUACGUCAGAGCAGACGAUGGAACUUGCGUCAAGCCCAAAAACUGUCCUGAAGGACCGGGUGUAGAGAAUCCUCCAAUUGGUCAACCCCCGGUGCAGUGUGAUCCACCCAAGUGCCCCAAGGAUUGCGAGAUCGACUAUUCCACAAAGCCAUGCCCAAGUUGCAAGUGUCGCAAUUCAUUAGAUAAAGCUCCUAAAAAGGGAAGAUCAACAGACGAUGACGACUCUUGGUCCAGCGAAUGGUCUUCUUCCAGCUCCGACUCCUCAUCAAAUAGUAGUUCAUCCUCACGUAGUGAAUCCAGUUCUUGGAUAUACUCAUAUAGCGAUGAAUCAGACUAUGAUGACUCUGAUGACGAUGAUGAUUGGAUGGGAGAUCACCGCCAUGAAGAUGGACACAAUUCUUGGAGAGAGGAAUCUGGUGACGAUGGGAUGCAAGGAGGACAGUACGCUGGAAAUAAUGGACAGUGGUCGUCUGAAGGUUCAUGGACAUGGGAAGGUGAAGGAUCUGACGAUGGAAUGGAUCAUGAGCAAUCUGGGAGUGGAAAUCAGAGAGGAUGGCCGUGGACAAAUGGAGGAAGAAACAAAAAUUCAUGGUCAUGGGAAAAAUUUUGGGGACAAGACUCAGCAGGUGAUAGCAUGCAACAAUCCGGAGGUAAUAGCGGAGCAUGGCCUUUUUCUUCAACUUGGAGACAAUCAUCGGAAGGCGACGACGCAGACGAUGGAUCAUUCAUGACAGGCGGAGAGCAGCAACAAAAUAAAGGAGCAGAGACAAAUAACAAUUCAAGGGAUUGGAACCAAUCACGGGAGAGCGGUUCUGCAGAUGACAGCUACAGUCAAUCCCAAAGCAAUAGCGAAAUGUCAUCAUGGGAAAGUGGUGCUGCAGAUGACAGCUACAGUCAGUUCCAAAGCAAUAGCGGAUUGUCAUCAUGGGAAAGUGGUGCUGCAGAUGACAGCUAUGAACAGUCCCAAAACAGCGGCGGUGACAGCUACAGUCAAUCCCAAAGCAACAGUGGAAUGACAUCAUGGGAAAGUGGUGCCGCAGAUGACAGCUCUGAACAGUCCCAAAACAGCGGCGGUGACAGCCACAGUCAAUCCCAAAGCAACAGUGGAAUGACAUCAUGGGAAAGUGGUGCCGCAGAUGACAGCUAUGAACAGUCCCAAAACAGCGGCGGUGACAGCCACAGUCAAUCAAAAAGCAAUAGUGGAAUGUCAUCAUGGGAAAGUGGUACUGCAGAUGACAGCUACAGUCAGUCCCAAAGCAACAGCGAAAUGACAUCGUGGGAAAAUAGUGAAGCAGAUGACAGCUACGGACAGUUCCAAAACAAAGGCGGAAUUGCACCAUGGGAAAGUGGUGCUGCAGGUGACGGCUAUGGACAGUCCCAAAACAGCGAAGGAAUGACAUCAUCGAGUUCGGGUGAAUCCCGGGAAAGUGACAGCGCCGAUGACGACACAGGCUACGGACGUUCGAGAAUGGGGACGGGCGAUGGCGGGUCUGAAUCGUGGACGAGUUACGAAAGUGGAAGUAUGGGGGCAGACGAUUCCCAAGAUUCUGAGUCUUCCUGGGAGGGAGGAUCCGACCAUGGAGAGGAGUACCAGGAAGAACAUGGCAGUUCUUACGAAGGAAUGUCUUCUGAUCAUAGUGGUGGAGAAGGAUCAUUUGAUGACAGCCAUGAAGAAUCCUGGUCAUCUUCCGGAUAACUUUUUGUUUAAUAGGAUAGCUGCAAUAAGUGAAGUAAUGCAUGUAGAACGUCCUUUUUUUCAUGUAUCUGGUCAAACUGUUGUUUAAAGAGCUUAAAUUAAAACAAAUGGUUUCUCUGUAGUA